AUGAAAUUUGCGAGUCGAGGUUCUGGAAGAUUUCAACCUCUCAUAACGUAUCCUCUUUUUCUCAACUUUAGACGACUGGAACAGUUCUUACCAGAGCGGCGUGCUGAUUGGUAUCCCGAGCAGCUGCCUGUCAUGGACUCGGCUGCGGAUCGGGCUGACAGGGCUCGUGUAAAGGAGGUCAGAAAGGAGCAAUAUACCAUUCACCACCGAUUAAUUGAACUGGAGAACGAACACCAACAGCUCAAUGCCCUUAUUGCUCGUGGGCAAGACUACAGAUUCCAGAUCACAGAUGCCGAUGCGGUGAGUCUCUCGCAUUUACUGUUUUUCGGUACUUGA
Messenger RNA from Dibothriocephalus latus, 336 nucleotides. The record is from the annotation of a GenBank genome assembly. Lineage: Eukaryota; Metazoa; Platyhelminthes; Cestoda; Diphyllobothriidea; Diphyllobothriidae.